This is a messenger RNA of Panicum virgatum (switchgrass), 2337 nucleotides long. RefSeq names its product serine protease HtrA-like. The coding region runs from base 1341 to 1931 and encodes 196 amino acids. The transcript has 10 exons. NCBI's taxonomy places the organism in Eukaryota, Viridiplantae, Streptophyta, Magnoliopsida, Poales, Poaceae. The record is from RefSeq and is a predicted model, not a curated record. Gene Ontology annotation, molecular function: protein binding.
AACUGAACGGCCCCACGGUGGAUGCGGACGAGGCGAGGCCGAUGGGCGCGAUCUAGCGCCGCUCGCCAUCCUAGCCGGCACGGCCGCCCGUGCGGCUGCCCUGUGCUGCUGUGGGCUUCCACCGCGCAGCCUGGCACUUCGGCCGCGGAUUACCGCCCCCGGCCGCUCGAGAGGAGCUCGAGCGUGCCCGCGAUGUUCCCAAAUGUCAGGAGGGGAAGCUCGGGGCGACCCGACCUCGCAGCAGCCGGUCGGCGGAAGAGCGUGGCCGCGUGGGUGAGCCAUCGAGCGGACGGGGCAGAGCACAGAUCACAGAGCGCAGGCAUCGCCCCCUCCCCCCCCCACCCUCCCCCGGGGCUUUCGCCGCCUUCCCGCCGGCCGAGGCGCUUUCCAUGGGAUUUCGUGUCGGUGUCGGAUUCAGGUCCGGUUUGUGCUCUAGCUAUCCGCAUACUUCAACCAGGUAUGCUUCUCGGCUCUCGCUUCCAUCUACAGACGGAAAAGUAAAGGAGAGCCCGCUACCGAAACACCUGUUCUGAUCCAACCCACGGCGGCUCGAGCGGUGAGGAGAGGGGGAGGCCGUCGAGGCUGACCGCCGCUAAUGGCGGCGAGGAGAGGUAGUCCGGGCUCGCUGGCGGACGCAUUAGAAACAAAAGAAUCGGGAGACCAAGGGCCGGUUCCUAAUAAGAGGACGAAGAUUGAGGCGGCGGCGGCGGAGUUGGUGGGCGGUAGCACCACUACUGGCUCCGAGGCGAAGCAGCAGGGGAGGACGGUGGCGGCAGCGGCAGCAGCAGACGGCUCCAGUGCCUUACGUGCUGCACCCAUUACCAACACCACGUCUCUUCCUCCUCGCUGCCAGACAAUCCACAUGUCUGGCAAACGGAGGAUGUUCCAGCGUCCUGUAAAAGAUCCUCGUGGAAACCUUCCUACUCUGGUGAACCCCAAGGACCCGGAUACUGCUGAGAGUGUCUCCAACUCGAGACAAGGCGCUGGUUCGGAAUGUGGCACGCUCAACUGUCAGCAUCUCCUCCAUUGCGCUCGAUGGGAAGGUCACUUACGGAGGGACUGGCAUCUUCAUUGGUUGGAAGGAGACCAAGAAGUGCGCUAGAGUAUUGACUAGUUCUGAAAUUGUACAUGGACUUAAUCCCAAUAAUAAGCUACACAUUUGCUUGCCAAAUAGGAGCAUCUUCGAGGGGCAACUUUUGUUCUUCAAUAAGCAUUAUGACAUUGCUUUAUUGGAGAUCUCGUCAGAUUCAGACUUACCUUUGCAACUCCCCACUUUUGGAUGUAACCCAAACUAUGGUCAGGAUGUUUUCAUUUUGGCUAGGGGCGAAGAGUCUAAUCUGAUGGCCAGGCAUGGUAGGAUCUUGUGGUCUGAAGAUCCAGAAUAUUUAAAUCACAACCACCUCAUGCUUCUUAGCUGUGGACCUCCUGAGUAUAUCACUGGAGGACCAGUGAUUGAUCAUGAGGGCAGUGUCGUUGGGAUGACAUUGGAUAAUAGUGGUGAGCAUGCUAAUAUUCUUGCCAUCUCCACCAUCCUCACAUGCAUUGAAAUGUGGAUGAAGUUCAGUCGUAUUGCUCGCCCCGUACAUGGUUUGAGUUUAAGGACAGUGGAGCUGCUGGAGGCGUCGCUCCAGGAGGUGAUAUCUCUUGAUCACAACAUCAACAAUGGCUACAUUGUAGAUGAGGUAUCAAUUGGUUCUACUGCUGAGAAGCUUGGCAUUAGAAAUGGAGAUGUGAUUGUUUCUCUUGAUGGGCUGUGUGUUCAAACUCUACCUCAGUUGGAAGAUUAUCUUCUCUCUCUUGGUUGGGAUUUCUUGCAGGGAAGCACUGAUUCAAGUUCCACCGUAGAUCUCAAGCUUGAAGUUUAUGAUCUCCUCGAACGUGGUACAAGAAGCAUCACCUUGCCCGUUGAAAUAUGUGAUGCUUCAGAAUGAGAAAAAUACGAAACCAACAUACUGUUUAUCAGUGCCGAGGACUCCAUAUGGUGAUGCAAGAUAGCGAUGGAACCUUCUCUCUGUGUCAUAUUCCGCUGCAAAAAUAUCAUACCUUCUAUUUAUAUCCUCCUCGGGAUGUAUGGAUAAGGAUACUAUCAUAUUAAUAUUAGCACACUGCGAACUUAGUGACUGUGUAAUGCAGUAAUUAACUCGUUGUUUAGCUAAUUUCCUCCUACAUUAGUCCUGCUGGUUGGUAUGCUAUAAUCGCCAGAUACGGUUCUUUGUCAAUGUGCUCAAUUUGUAGCUAAAGUUGCGGACAUGGCUAUGCUCCUAUUUGUUCUUCUGUUAGUUAUAGGCCGGUUGUUCAAUCCUGCUUCCUAUUGGGUGAAUAAUUGGAAUUGAUUAA